Messenger RNA from Geodia barretti, 793 nucleotides. NCBI's taxonomy places the organism in Eukaryota, Metazoa, Porifera, Demospongiae, Tetractinellida, Geodiidae. The record is from the annotation of a GenBank genome assembly.
UCGGGGGUGGUGGAUGUGGCGGUGGUGAGUGAGGGUGUGUGGUGGCUUAUAGGGGAUAUCAAGGGAGGCGACGAAAAGGGUGAGGUGCAGCUGCUGGCCGCCAUGAGUGCAAGGAGGAGCAUUCAAGGGAGCUGGCCCUUUGGUCUGACUGUGAACCGCGAAUAUAUCACUGUGAUAGAAGCGAAGGAGAAGGGCGGAGAGACCAAACUCGUACAUUACUCCUAUGUGACGCUGAGCCUGGAACACCUGGUCCGAUUCAUGGACCACAUGCAGAGAGUUUUGAGUAGCACGGAUAAAUUGUUGAGGGGUCUAUCAAUCGGGUCACAUGGCUCUGGGAUACGGAGGGCUGACGACCCGGAGAGGAUCACCCACAAUGUUCAGAGGGCGAAGAUGGAGCAGAGGAUCAUGGAGAUGGAGCAGAGGAUCAUGGAGAGGAUGGUGCAUAUGGAGGAGAGGAUGGUGCAGAUGGAGGAGAGGCUGAAUACGAAGUUGGAGACAGGGCUCAAUGAAGUAAAGGAGAGCAUAGGGCAGAGCGUAGGGGAGCUGAUGGUAGGAGUGCAUUGAUCCAACUGGAUCAAUGCACUCUCCAUUCUUCCCUUCCACCUCUGUCUCCUCACUCCCCUCGUCUCCAGUCUCCCCCACUCCCCCAGUCUCCACCACUCCCCUCGUCUCCAGAUUGUCUCCCUCGUCUCCAGGCCGUCUCACUCCCCUCGUCUCCAGGCCCCCUCACUCCCCUCGUCUCCAGGCUCCCUCACUCCCCUCGUCCUCAGGCCUCCAUCAUUCCCCUCGUCUC